GUCCGCAGCGGCCGGCGCCGACGCCGCGCGCUCUGACUUUAUCAAAGUUUACCGUAAACUCAUGUAAAUAAUCCAAAUAUUUAAUCGUUAUCAUGACUUAUUUCGAUUCUGAAAUUGAGUGAAAAUUAUUGGGAAUAUGUCUGGUUCCAAUGUACUUUACAAUACUUGCAAUGAUUUUGAGAAAUAAUUGAAGUUAUUUAGGUAAUACAGUGAAUGACGCCAGCCGAUCUAAAUCAUUAUUGUUUGAUGUGGUAGAUAAAUUGUGUGUAAACGGAAACGUGUAGGUAUAUUAAGAAUCGCCAUCAUUAUUCUAAAUAGAAAUGCAGAUUCGAGGUUUCAGGGUUUAGAUGAAUGUAAUGGCUUGACAUUGCUUUAUUUUCAAUGAAAAUUGAGCAAUUGCUUUCGGUGCAUAGAUAAAAGCAAAAUAUCUUUUAACUAGCCACAGUAUAGCCUUUUAAAGCAUAUAGAAACAUUUAGUGUAUAUAAGUGAAAAUAACGAACAGAGACAUCUUUUGGACAUGCUCGCCUAUUCCUAGCUUUAAUCAGCGUUUUCCAACACUACAGAGUUCAAUAAGCGCAGAAGCAUUGGCAGAAGUCAGUACUUGUGUUCAAGGAAUAUACCGCUGGGAAGUAUGAAGUACUUCAGAGAUAUACUGCUGUUAUAGUGGGACAUGUCGCUGACUGCUGUGUGACUAAUCUCCUCUCGAGUGAGUCGGGUGGGGUACGGGCCCCAAGGCUUGGCCUCCUUGCCCGGGCAAGAGGUGGUAGAGCUCGGUAAAGAGUACAAUCGUACGCGAUACCCGUAGUCGCCGCUGGGGCCGCCAUGUCUCGCCGGGAGAUGCGCCUGGAGCGCGCGGACUACCCGCCGCCGCCGCCCAGCAAGUGUGCUAAGGUGCUGUACUACACGUGGAAGCUGUGCUCGGUGGUGUUCUCGCACUUCGUGAUGAUCAGCCUGGUGGUGGCCUACUGCAUCCUCGGCGCCGUCACCUUCGAGCGGCUGGAGGCGCAGCACGAGCGAGAGGUGAAGAUGAACAUAUCACAGAUCCGUGGAAACACGACGCACAGCAUCUGGACGAUGACCAACAAGGUGCCGUACCUCAACCAGACCAACUGGACGGCGGAGGUCGUUGACAUGCUGAAGGACUUCGAGAACGCGAUCCUGCUGGAGAUGAAGGUGCGCGGCUGGGACGGCAACGAGAGCACGGAGCACAUCCAGUGGACCUUCACCGGCGCGCUGUUCUACUCCAUCAUCGUCAUCACCACCAUCGGCUACGGGCACAUCGCGCCGAAGACGCAGACGGGCAAGGUGGUGACCAUCUUCUACGCCAUCCUGGGCAUCCCGCUCAUGCUGCUCUGCCUUUCCAACAUCGGGGACGUCAUGGCUUCUUCCUUCCGUUUCCUGUACUGGCGCGUGUGCUGCUACGUGUGCACCCGUCCGCCGAAGCAAAGUCGCCGACACACCAGGCGCUCGCACCGCGCGGGCUCCGUGCGGCGCCGCCGGCCGCUGGAGCGCUCCUACUCCGACAACGACUUCAGGUACCGCGACAGCGGGUACAACAGCGCGCGCGCUCGCCGCGCCCGCCCCGCGCCCGCCUACGCGCCCGCGCCCGCCUCCGUCUCCGCCUCUGCGCCUGGGCCCGCUCGCACUCGCUCGCACCCGCCGGCCUAUGCCAGGCCAUACGCACCAGGUUGGAGAGAAUACGAAGAAGACCGCUCCCCUGCUAGAAAUGACGACAGAGAUCCGUACGAAGACGACGAAGAAGACUUUCCCAAAAUAUCUCUGCCGCUGCAAGACUUACAGGCUGCGCUGAGAGAUUUGGACAAUUAUCAACCAAGGUCAUCAAAACCUGAGCUGCGAAGCAAAUCACUACCGAGACCCUCAAAAACUAAACCAGAAUUUGGCCCUAAACGAGAUUACGAGGACGCGAGACAUUUUGACAUAGAGGACGACAGAGAAAUGUAUGAAAUGCAUGAUUUGUUCGACGUGGACUACGCCAACUAUAGAGAGCGGAAAGCUUUGGAAGAGAGAGAUAAAAAGCGCAGAGAAAGAGACGACUAUCGGCUUCGAGAUCGCGGCUAUGAUCCCGAAGAUGAUGAUUUUGAGUUCGAUAUACCGAGAACUAGAAGAUCUGGUAACGAUAGAAGAUAUGACCGCAGUCGAUCGGAGUAUUAUGAGCGGGAUUUUGAGGAGUUUCCUGGUGAGCGACGGGGGCGGGGGCGGGGCCGUCGCGCCAAGAGCGCGGUGUAUGAGAGCGAGCGACGCUACGACGAGUGGGACGACGAGCGCGACGUGGAGCGCGGCCGGCGGCGGCUGCGGCGCCUGCACACCGUGGACGACACGCCGCACGCGCGAGCGCCGCAGCGAUAUACUCCGUCACCAGAACGAGAUGACUGGAGUGAUGAGCCGCCGCCCAUUCGCCGCGGCCGCUCGGCAGCGUGGGGCUCCCGACAGUCUGAUAUUUAUGCAGUACAAGGACCUGCCAAAGAAGAAAUAAAGCCGGUGCCGAUCUGGCUGUGCGUGUUCCUGGUGGCGUCCUACAUCGUGUCGGGCACGUUCCUGUUCAAGCGCUGGGAGGGCUGGGCCUACCUGGACGCCGCCUACUUCUGCUUCAUCACCCUCACCACCAUCGGCUUCGGGGACUUCGUGCCUGCUCAGGGUCAAAGCGGUGAGGCUGCCGACGCAGUGCACUCCAUCGCGCUGUGCUCCCUGUACCUGCUGUUUGGCAUCGCGCUGCUGGCCAUGUCCUUCAACCUGGUGCAGGAGGAGGUGCGCGCCAACGUCGCCGCCGUGGCCACGCGCCUCGGCAUCAUCAAGCCCAGGGACCACGCUGAGGAGUGACGGCACCGACCACCUCAAGUGCCCCCUGUACCUGCUGUAGAUUGUCUCAAGAGAUAUUAAGAUUUUACAUUAAAUUCACCGAAAAGUAAAAAAAAGUAAUCUUUAUAAUACUUAAUGACUACAAUGAUAACUAUUUAAUGUUCGAUUAGUUUUAGUUUUAGUUUUGUAAUAAACUUUACAGUAUUAUGUGCCAAAGUGUGAAAGUAAUAAAGUGUUUGUG
Molecule: messenger RNA, 3059 nt
Organism: Bicyclus anynana (squinting bush brown)
Lineage: Eukaryota; Metazoa; Arthropoda; Insecta; Lepidoptera; Nymphalidae
Gene: galene
Exons: 15
Coding region: 824-2839 (671 amino acids)
Biological process (GO): potassium ion transmembrane transport; stabilization of membrane potential
Cellular component (GO): membrane
Molecular function (GO): potassium ion leak channel activity
Source: RefSeq, a predicted model, not a curated record